AUGGCUGCAAUCAAUCGCAGUCGCGACUCCUCGACAGACCGCGAAGACGAUUCUGACCAUUCAGUCCACCAACCUGCCUCAACCGGUGUGGAACCAAUUGUCCCACGACAAAAUGCUGUCUACUCAGAUAUGACCGGAUUAUACCCUAGCCCGAUUUCCAUGGGUGCCAUUGUGGGCGAUAGACCAUUCAGGUCCACUGCUUCAUUUUCAGAGUUCUCCGAAUCACCAAGUCAAAGACCAUCGAUGAACUUUGGAUCUGAAUGUCCUUCUCCGAUGCCAUCAAACUGGCAAAGUCAGCAGAGCUUAGUACCCCUUGUGAAAAACCCGGCUACGGCUGGAUUCAGCAAAGACUGGGUCAAGUCUGGAUCAAUUGCCCGCCUACACGAUCGAGAUGACGCCGAGACCUGGAAGGGCUGGAGGCGAACAGUCUACCACUUCGCGCCGAUAUUCAUGGUUGCCAACUCCGCUCUAUAUGUCUUCUACCUGGGAUUGCGUAUCUACUGCAUUAUUAUGGCGCAGAAAGCCGAGUCAAUGACUUUCAUCGCGGCAUGGAUUUUCGUUGCGAUUGAACUCUCCGUUGCCAUUCCUUCUCUCUUGCAAAAUGGCUGGACCAUGUUAGCUUUGAAGAAGAGAGGUCGGCCAAAGCUGCGUCUGACAGGGGGUGAGGUGCCCACCGUCGACGUUUUUGUGACGUGUUGUGGUGAGGAAGAUGACCUCGUCUUGGAUACCGUUCGUGGCGCGUGUGAUCAAGACUAUCCGGCACACAGGUUCCGGGUCAUUGUGCUAGACGAUGGAAAGUCAGCUACCCUACAAAAGAGUGUUGAGCAAUUAGCCUUCACUACUUACUCUAAUUUGUUCUACGUUGCCCGUGAGAAGAUCCCAGGCAAGCCUCAUCAUUUCAAAGCCGGAAAUUUGAACAACGGCCUUGACUAUACUGUUGGACUACCAGGUGGAGCUGGUGAAUUCAUGGCGGCAUUGGACGCAGAUAUGAUCCCUGAACAAGACUGGCUGCGUGCUAUUGUGCCCCAUCUGCUUGUUGACCCCAAGAUGGCCCUGGCCUGCCCUCCUCAACUAUUCUAUAAUGUGCCGUCAAGCGACCCCCUCGCGCAAAGCUUGGACUUCUUUGUGCACGUCAUUGAACCAAUUAAAGAUGCACUCGGUGUCGCCUGGUGCACAGGAUCCGGCUAUGUUGUCCGACGAGAGGCUUUGGAAGAUAUUGGAAACUUUCCCCUGGGCUCACUAGCCGAAGAUGUGGCCACUUCAACCCUUAUGCUCGGUAAGGGGUGGAAGACAGCCUAUAUCCAUGAACAGCUGCAAUUCGGAACAAUCCCAGAAGACUUUGGUGGCCAUCUCAAGCAACGUACGCGAUGGGCCAUCGGCACAGUCGACACUGCGUUCAAACUCAAGUUUUGCGUGUGGGGCGAGGCCGUGCGACAAAUGUCUUUUGCCCAGCGCUUCUCCGGCUUUCUGUAUGCUGUACUAAGCUUAUACACCCUUGUGGUCACUGCUUCGCUAUUUGCUGUUCCUAUUAUUCUACUAUGGGGUAAGCAGCUUGUUGCUUAUGCUAGCGAGCAGGAGCUCCGCUGGCUCAUCUGGGCAUGCUUCGCAUCGACGAUGGCAAACAGAUUCUGUGAAUUCACACUUUACACUCCAUCAGGCUAUCAUACUGGCCAGCGAGGCUCACGAUUCCAACUUUGGAUGUCUCCCUAUAUUGCCCUUUGUAUUAUUCGUUCGUUCAUGCUUCCUAGCUGGCUUGGUGGCCAGACUCAAGCGUUCAAGCCUACAGGCUCCCUUGGAUCUGCGCUGAACGAACGAGACCCAGCGAUGAGGAAGAAUAUGUUCAUUCGUCUCAAGGUUGUCUUGCUGAACUUCAUGGCGCUCUUUCAUUUUGUUUUUGUGUACGCGACACUCUGCGCGGUCGCUCUUUCCACGUACAGGUGCUUCGCCUCUGAGAGUGGGUUCAAGGACGUUGUGAAGUGCCUUAUUACCCAUGCAUUCUGGCCACCUUCUGUCUUUUUGUUUAUUUGCACCUCGCUCUGGACGCCAGUUUCUUAUGCUAUUAUUCCACCAACGAUGCCAGAUCGGGAAGAAUUGCUAGACCGCGAUUCAAAGACGGGAAUUGCUCAUCCAACUCAGAAGAGCAAGCAAAUUGCGUUUGGUGGCCAAGCAGCUUGGUUUGAGCUUGAGCACACUGUUUCGACCAUUGCAACUGUUUUGGUGCUUUGUUUUUCAUUUUAUAUUUAA
Penicillium verhagenii is the source of this 2244-nucleotide messenger RNA. RefSeq names its product glycosyltransferase family 2 protein. The record is from RefSeq and is a predicted model, not a curated record. The coding region runs from base 1 to 2244 and encodes 747 amino acids. Lineage: Eukaryota; Fungi; Ascomycota; Eurotiomycetes; Eurotiales; Aspergillaceae. The transcript has 3 exons.